AUGGCGAAAUCGUGUAUCCUUUACUAUGACGGUUCCGUAUUAAAAUUCAAUAACUUCUCUCUCUUUAUCUCUUCCUCUUUUUCUCAAUCUCUCUAUCUCCCCCAAUCUCUCUUUCUAUAUAUCUCUCUCAAUCUCUCUCGUUAUAUCUCAAUCUCUAUCUCUUUAUUUCUCUCUCAAUCUCUUGUCAUCUCUCAAUCUCUCUAUUUAUCAUUCUCUCUCACUCUCUCGUUAUCUGUUUCAAUCUCUCCUACUCUCUUAAUCUCUCUAUUUAUCUCUCUUUCUCAAACUCUCUCUGUUUAUCACUCUCUCAAUCUCUCUCGUUAUCUUUCAGUCUCUCUCUUUCUCUUUCAGUCUCUCUCUUUAUCUUUCUCUCUCUCAAUCUCUCUCUUUAUCUCUCUUCCAUAUCUCUUUAUCACUCUCUCUCAAUCACCCUUUAUCUCUCUCUGUCUCAAUCUCUGCCACUCCCUUAAUCUCUCUCUUUAUCUCUUUCUCAAACUCUCUCUUUAUCACUCUCUCUCAAUCUCUCUCUUUAUCUCUCUUUUAAUCUCUCGUCAUCUCUCAAUCUCUCUUUUUAUCACUCUCUCUCAAUCUCUCUUUAUCUCUCUCUCUGUCUCAAUAUCUCCCACUCCCUUAAUCUCUCUCUUUAUCUCUCUUUCUCAAACUCUCUCUUUAUCACUUUCUCAAUCUCUCUCGUCAUCUCUCAAUCUCUCUCUUUAUCACUCUAUCUCAAUCUCUCUUUAUCUCCCUCUGUGUCUCAAUCUCUCCCACUCUCUUAAUCUCUCUAUUUAUCUCUCUUUCUCAAACUCUCUCUUUAUCACUCUCUCAAUCUCUCUCGUUAUCUUUCAAUCUCUCUCAUUAUCACUCUCUCUCUCUCAGUCUCUCUCUUUCUCUUUCUCUCUCUCUCUUUAUCUUUCUCUCUCUCAAUCUCUCUCUGGUCACCUUUCUUGA
This is a messenger RNA of Acanthosepion pharaonis, 948 nucleotides long. Lineage: Eukaryota; Metazoa; Mollusca; Cephalopoda; Sepiida; Sepiidae. The record is from the annotation of a GenBank genome assembly.